AGCUACUGGGCGGCCGUUGGGAGCGGAUCGGGCAGACGGAGCCGGGCAGCCCGAGGAGAAGGAAGGCGGCGGCCGUCCACCCGCCCUGCACCUCACCACUUCCCCGAACAUGCGGCCAUCCCCGGCCUUCCUGCUCUGGGGGGCUGCGCUGGUCCUGGGGCUGCCGGCAGCCCGGGGCUCCCAGUGCGGGGCCAACUGUCCCCACAAAAAGUCAGCCACCCUGCUGCCGUCCUUCACCGUGACGCCCACUGCGACCAGCAGCCCCGCCGCCACCACGCACCACCGCACCACCAGCCACGGGACCACCACUAGUCAUGGGACCACCACCGGCCACCGGACCACGAGUCACAGGACCAGCGCGCUUCACACCACCACCGGCCACCGGACCACCACCGACCACCAGAGCACCAGCCACGGGACUACCACUAGUCACGGGACCAGCACGCCUCGCAAAACCACCACCAGCCACCCAACCACCACCAGCCACGGGACUACCACUAGUCACGGGACCAGCACGCCUCCCAAAACCACCACCACCAGCCACCCAACCACCAGUCACCGGACCGCUCCUACCACCGGCCACAGCACGGCCACCGCUCCCGGCCCCACCGCCAGCCCCGUCACCCGGCCCGGGCCGCCCCCGCCCCCGCCGAGCCCCGGGGAGGCUGUGGGCGACUACGCCGUCCUCAACGGUUCCCGGCCCUGCCUGCGCCUUCGGGCCGAGAUCCGGCUCUGGGUCCUGUACCAGGCCCAGGAAGAUGGGGAGCUCUGGGGCAGCAUGGUCCUGCCACCCAACAGCACGAAGGUGUCGGGCAGCUGUGCGGAGGGCCGCAGCAACUUGGAACUUUCCUUCCCCCAAGGGAAGCUGGGCUUUGGCUUCCGCCAGGACCCCAGCCAGGGGACCGUAUACCUGAACAACACUCAAGUCCACCUGCAAGUGGCCUUUCCCCGUAGCAGCACCUGGGAUUUUAGGGUCCGCAACGACUCCCUGCGAGCCCUGGAGGCCCCGACGGGCCGCAGCUUCCUCUGCAGCAACGCCAGCCUGGGCCUGAGCACCACCCUUGGCCUCCAUCUCCUCUCCCUGCAGCUUCAGGCUGCCCAGCUGCCCCCCUCGGGGGCCUUCGGCAAAGCUGUGUCCUGCCCCGGGGACGGCAGUUCCCUGGUGCCACUCGUGGUGGGCCUGAUCCUGCUGGCCCUCAUCCUCCUCGCCCUCGUCGCCUUCUGCGUCUACCGCCGCAGCCGGACGGCCAGCUACCAGCCCCUGUGAGCCACAGCCGCCCCUCGCCCAGCCCCGGCCCUCCUUCCUCCCCCGGCCGGAGCGGCAGAUGCCACCCCGGGGAAGGGGCGCGGGCUUUAUUGGGAAUCCGGGGCUGAGACCACCUCCCCCCCGCCUUGUCCGGGCAGGGCCGGAGGGGCACCUGCUCCCCCACUCUACCCUGCACGAUUAAAAACUGUGACUCUGUA
Molecule: messenger RNA, 1464 nt
Organism: Tachyglossus aculeatus (Australian echidna)
Lineage: Eukaryota; Metazoa; Chordata; Mammalia; Monotremata; Tachyglossidae
Gene: CD68
Product: CD68 molecule
Exons: 6
Coding region: 110-1267 (385 amino acids)
Cellular component (GO): membrane
Source: RefSeq, a predicted model, not a curated record